UUAAUCAAAUGAGGAACCGGCAUAAGGCGCACUUGAUUUUCGGGAUUUAUCACUAGUGUUGAACUUAUUCGGCUGAGCAGCAGUGUACAUACAUACAUACAUAAGUACAUACAUAUUCCUUUCCAGGGAGGUCAAUUUAUUUUGACUUUAGUCGAUUUUUACGGCGCUUCAAUGAUUGCAUUAAUACUGGGCAUAUUGGAGCUCUAUGUUCUGGGUUGGAUUUAUGGAGUGGAUCGACUUUGUAAGGAUAUAGAAUUUAUGAUUGGCCACAAAGUGAGUCGAUACUGGCGUUUUUGUUGGGCGUUCAUCACACCCGGAAUAAUGACGUUGAUUCUGAUUUACUUCUUCGCUACAUACCAAUCACUCACCUACAACAAUGUUGAAUAUCCGAAUUGGGCUUAUGCGCUUGGCUGGACAAUUACUGCCCUGGGUGUAAUACAAGUUCCAUUAUGGGCCAUAGUGGCGAUCGUGCGCCAACCUGGCGAAAGUGUAAAUGAGAAAGUUCGUGGUGCCUUCCGACCUGUACGUAAUUGGGGCCCGUCGGAUCCCCUGCUUCGUGAACAAUACAAUAAGAAUCUCGCGAAUGAGAGUAAUUCGAUGGGCACGGGUUGCUGGGCCAGGGUCAAGAAGAAUUUUCUCAGUUGAACAGAUAUGUGAUUCAUUAGGCAGAAAAUACUGUUUAAUGCUUGCCAAAAUUGAUAUACAUUUGUAUUAUAGAUUAAGCAGAAACGAGUACACUUAUUGUAUAAAUAUAAUACUAAACUAUGUGCAUAUGCAUGUACUUGAAUCUAUGGAAAAUCGCCAGUAUAAGCUUUAAAUAAACAUGUUGCACAAGUA
This is a messenger RNA of Rhagoletis zephyria (snowberry fruit fly), 837 nucleotides long. Its product is annotated as sodium-dependent nutrient amino acid transporter 1-like. Gene Ontology annotation, biological process: amino acid import across plasma membrane; sodium ion transmembrane transport; nitrogen compound transport. Gene Ontology annotation, cellular component: plasma membrane. The record is from RefSeq and is a predicted model, not a curated record. Gene Ontology annotation, molecular function: L-amino acid transmembrane transporter activity; amino acid:sodium symporter activity. Lineage: Eukaryota; Metazoa; Arthropoda; Insecta; Diptera; Tephritidae.